Molecule: messenger RNA, 2127 nt
Organism: Insectozyma verbasci
Lineage: Eukaryota; Fungi; Ascomycota; Pichiomycetes; Serinales; Debaryomycetaceae
Source: the annotation of a GenBank genome assembly
AUGCUUUCCAAAGUUAUUAUUUGCUGGUUAAUAGCGACUGUUUUCGCUCAUGGAAUUCCAAGUAUUCACAGAGAUAAGAGAGCAAUUGCUGAUAAAAGAGAUAAUGACGCUUAUGAUAUAAUUUUUGAAAAUUUACCUAGAGAUGAAUUUGAUUAUAUCAACUAUCAUUUACAAUUAUUAGAGAAGGCAAAGGGAAAUGGAACCAACUGUGAUCAAUGUAAAAAUAGAAUCAAAUUUGCUCAAAAUUUAAUUGAAACUGAUCCUGAUCAUGAACAUCUUGUUUCAUUAUUAUUAUACAAGGAUUGCUUGUUAACACCUUAUACAAAGAGCCUGUGUAAAUUUAAGGAGGUUUUUACAUCUACUCAAUCAAAAAAUUUCGAAAGAUUUAAUCAAAAUUAUGACUCUGGUAUUGGCAACAGUGAUAUGAUUAACGUUUAUGAUAAUGAUUUUUUACAUUUUUUAAAAGAAUUUAACACCACUAAUGAAAAAGAUUUAGAAUAUUAUUGUCAUAAUAAAGGUGGCGCAUGUAAAGAACCAAAUGCAACAGAAAUUGUCGAUUCUUUUAAAUUAGAUCAAUGGUGGCCUGCAAAACAGUCUAAACAUUACUUUGAACCUACUUAUAAUAACACCGAGAGAGAAAGAUUCAAUGUUAUUCAUAUGAGUGAUUUCCAUUUGGAAAUUCGUUAUGAGGUUGGUACUGAAGGACAAUGUAACUCAAAUACAUGUGGUUUACCAGAAUCUGUUGCUAAUACACUACCAGGUGAUGAUUAUAAUUUUACAACUUAUUAUGCUGGACAGAAUCCUAAUGCCAAAGCUUUUGAAUUUUCAUUUUACCCCGAUGCUCAUUAUGAUACAGCUGGGAAUUAUAUAAAGGGAGACUAUUAUGAUUUUCCAAAGUAUCGUGGUUGGAAUUAUAAUUAUGCUCCAGCAACUGUUUUUGGUGUAUAUUCAGGUGAUGCUCCAGAAGUUUUAAUUAAUAGUUCUUUAGUUAACAUGGCCAAAUUACAUAAAGAGAAAAAUUUUGAAUUAGCAUUAUUCACAGGUGAUUUAGUAGAUCAUGAUACCAUUCAAUGUACCCCUGAGUUUGUUAAAAAGGAAGAAACUAGAUGUUUUGAAUUGAUGAAACAUUAUCUAAACAAUUUGACUGUAUUGCCAAGUAUGGGUAAUCAUGAUGCUUUUCCUUAUGCUCAGUUAGCGCCAUUAAAGUAUGAUUACAAUAAUACAUAUAGUUGGAAUGAUGAUGAUAUGAUAAACUUAUGGAUCAACAAUCAAUGGUUUCCAGAAAGAGAUGCAAAUGAUUUAAAAUCUCAUUAUUCGGGGUUUUCAUACGUUACUGAUAGAGGAUUGAAAAUUAUUGGAUUAAAUUCAAAUACUUACUAUUCAUCAAAUUUAUGGAGUUAUCUCGAUAUUACAACAGAUCCUGAUCCAUUCGGUCAAUGGAAAUUUUUGAUAGAUGAAUUGAUUGAAAGUGAAAAGAGAAAUCAAAGAGUUUGGAUAAUGGCACAUGUUCCAACAAACUCUGGUGACGAAACCCAUGUACCUGCGUUAAUAUUUAAAAAGAUUGUUGAACGUUUUGCUCCCUACACUAUAAGUCUGAUUUUUUAUGGACAUACUCAUGUUGAUCAAUUUAGUGUUUUUUAUAUCGACAGUCCAGGCAGAAAUUCAACAAUCAACAAUUCUACAAAUUCAAUAGAUAAAGAUCCUAUUGCAUUGUCAUGGGUAGUUCAAUCAUUAACUCCUUGGGUUUACUAUAAUCCAUCUUAUAGAUAUUAUGAAGUUGAGGAUGAAAGUUUUAAUAUCAUGGAAUCAUACAACUAUUACAUACAUUUAAAUGAAACAAUGAUAAAUAAUGGAGAUGAGCCAGAAUGGUUAUUAGAAUAUUCUGCAAGAGAAGCUUACGAUCCUGAUGGAACUUGGGGUAAAAAUUUACCAUUGAAUGCUACCUUUUGGGAUGAAUAUGUAGUUCAAAAAUUAAAAGAUAAAUCGAAUAUUGAGUUUAAUCAAUUAUAUAUGGAUUACAUGUAUAGGAAAAGUCCUGCUACUCCAAAUUGUAAUGGGAAUAAUAGUCAAAUUACAAACGAAUGCUGGGAAAAUAAUUAUUGUUUUGUCAAUAUGGAUGGUUGUUAA